UCAUCAGGCACCAGGGAGGGGGUUGGUUGGAAUUUCAUGACAAUAUGAAGAUUUAAUCAAUUCAAAAUCUAUAGUGAUUUUUUUAAUCAAACGAACAUUUAAAAAACAAUUUUAAUGCUAGCCUGGUUGUGCAGAAAUAAGCAGCAGAGUUCUGUCAGUGUUAACUUACCUGAACUUCAGUGUUUUUGUUUUUUAUUUGCUAAGCUAUGAAAAUGGAGCUUGUCUUAGAAUAAAUAGAUUUAUUACAUCAGAGGAAACAUUUGGGAGUUCAUAUCCCCAUUAGUUUCUUAUCAGAAGAAAAAAAAAGAUACAGGUGGCCAUUCCCAACUGUUUCACUCCCACAGCUUUUGGAGCUGUCACGUCUGAUUAAGUGACAGCUCUCAAAGGUGUUUUUUUCUGCCUGAAACAGAAGAGCAGACAGGGAGAAAAGAAGUCAGAGCAAUGGAAAACUCCUUCUUGCAUAUGUUUCUUUUAGUUUUCCUCAGUGGUGUGUUCCUGUUAGGAUCUGGACAGAAAAACUCCUCAUCUGAAGAUACUAUCAAAGAGGAAAGGAAGCCUGUGCUUCUGGAAGAUAUCCCAAGUACUGCAGCCUUCAUUGAUGGAGCUGAGGUGGCAGUUGUUGGAUUCUUUGAGGAUUCAGGAAAACCCGAAGCCUUAGAGUUCCUUACCACGGUAAAAAAUAUACCAGAUAUACCAUUUGGGAUCUGCACCUGUUCUCAAGUUCUUUCUCACUAUAAUAUCACCCAAAAUACCAUCUCCCUCUUUCGUAUGGUGGAUAACAAAAGGCAAGAUUUGGAAAUCCAAGACGGUAACAAAGUUGAUGUUGCAAAAUUGAGUCGCUUUAUCAGGAUCAAUGAACUCCGUUGGGUGACUGAGUACAACCCUAUGACUGCAGUAGGCCUCUUUGAUAGUGCAGUUCAGACCCAUGUUCUUCUGUUCAGUGACAAGACUUCCUCACUGCAUAUUGAGAGAAUUAACAAGUACCGUGAAGCGGCAGUAGCCUUUCAAGGCAAGGCUCUGUUUAUCCUGGUGGACCUCAGCAUCAAGGAUAAUGAUCGAGUGCUGUCUUAUUUCCACUUGAAGAAGUCCCAACUACCUGCCCUGGCUGCCUACUACACUGCAGAUGAGGAGCAAGAUGUGCUGCUUCUGGAUGAAGUGUCUGUGGAGAGAAUAACCGAUUUUUGUAAUGCCUUCUUGCAGAGAAAGGAAGAAGAAAAAACCUCUAAACCAGAGGACAACCUCUUCAGAGAGGAACUCUGAUUUUUUUUCAGCUCUAUAACAGAAAUAUGACAACUUCAAUUACUGUAAUCAACAGCAACCUAGAAAAAUGUCUUCUCUGUAUGAGGUUCUCACUUAAAUCAGAUUAUGAUUCUGUUCUGGAAUCAAUUUCCAUAGAAGUGCUGACUGCUUUCUCAAACCCUGUGUUCUUUCAUUUUGAUGUUGGACAUAUUACACAAAUUUUGCAUUAUA
Molecule: messenger RNA, 1470 nt
Organism: Notechis scutatus (mainland tiger snake)
Lineage: Eukaryota; Metazoa; Chordata; Lepidosauria; Squamata; Elapidae
Gene: ERP27
Product: endoplasmic reticulum protein 27
Biological process (GO): response to endoplasmic reticulum stress; protein folding
Cellular component (GO): endoplasmic reticulum
Source: RefSeq, a predicted model, not a curated record